Trametes versicolor FP-101664 SS1 is the source of this 780-nucleotide messenger RNA. RefSeq lists its product as uncharacterized. The transcript has 3 exons. Lineage: Eukaryota; Fungi; Basidiomycota; Agaricomycetes; Polyporales; Polyporaceae. The coding region runs from base 1 to 780 and encodes 259 amino acids. The record is from RefSeq and is a predicted model, not a curated record.
AUGCGCUACCCCGCCCUCUUCGCACACGCGCACUACGCAUCCUGCGUGCGCGGGACGACCUGCGGGGACGCGGCUGCGUUCCGCGCGCAGGACAUGUACACGCGCACCGUGCAGUCCCUGACGUGGCGCAAGUACGAGUUCGAGCAGCUCGACGAGCACCCGGAGUGGGAGGUGUGCGUCCACGCCCCGUUCCACCUGGGCGGGCUCGUCGGGGGCGCGGCGGCUGGCGAGGCGGUAGAGGGGAUGCGCCGGAUCGUCACGGCACUCGGGCUGGACCCUGCGCGCGCGACGUUCGACGAUGUCGAGCGGUGCGACGUGUGGCUGCGUUGUGUCACAUGCGAGACGGAUGGCCCACACGAGACCAUCUGGGCACGGUCCUGGAGAAGCGCGUACAAGCAUGAUGAGGAGCAUGUCGCGGGCGUGCAGGGGGCCCAGAGGAAGAUCCCGAAAUGGCGUCGUGCCGACGACGAGGAUAUGGAGAAGGUGCGAGCGCCCAGGGAGGAUACAUUCCCGAAUGUGGAUUUCGAGAGGUUCGAGAGGUCCGCGAUGUGGUCGUGUUCGCUCUGCCCCGCGUUCGACGCGGUCUGGAAAGCGAUGUCGGCUCACCUCGAGGAGACGCACGAGAUCGCAGACCCUUGUCAGGCAAAGGCGGAUGGGAUUGUCUACCUCCAUCCGAACUCGGACAAGGAAGGGGCGAGCGCAAACACGGUCCGACUACGUGGGCGUCUGGAUCCCAAGACUGGCCUCGCCGUCAUUCCCAAGUACCCAUGGAUGUACUAG